GUCAGCUUACAAAAGUCUCGAUAACUUUUUAUUGAAUAAAAGAUGGCGUCCAAAGAAGAUAAUAUUUCUACUGAAAAUCCAGGACGGCGAACUCGUUCCGGUAGAAAAGUUGUCGCACCUCCAUUGACUCCAACACCAGCACGAUCUACUAGACGUACGAAAAAAUCAAUCCAAGAACAACAGGUUAUUGAUGUUGAAGACGAAGACGUUCAAAUCUUAGAAAAGGAUACGAAUUCCGUGGAAGAACAAUCAGAUAUCAUAAAAGAAAUGCUGGAAGAAGCAGCACAAGGUGUUAUCAUUGACAACCCGGACGAAGAUGGGGAUCAAAUAAUUUUUGAGGAGCAAAUAGUAGAAACAGAAGAAAUAAUUGAAGAAAUUCCACAAGAUGAUGAUUGUGUUGUAUACGAGGAACAAAUAGUUGAAGAAGAUCAACAACCAAUUGACGACGACAUUGAAAUGUUUGCUGUUCAAGAAGAAGAACAAAUUAUCACAGAAGUGCCCAUAACAUCUGAAGGUGGAAUUGACGAGAAAAGUUCAUCAUUUCCAUUCGGUCCAGCUGGCGAACAGUCUGAAACUUCGGAAGAAAUACAAAAUGAAGACGGAACGAAUGAAACUGGCGCCGUAGAAAGUUCUUUACUAGCAUCAUUGGCGGGCGACAACGCAAACAGCUUGCCAUCGGUAGGGGGUGGUGAAGAAAAUGAAGUUAAAAAGGACGAUUUUGAGACAAAGGUAUCGUCUAUAGGAGAAAAUUGCGAAAAAAUGGAAUCAGAGGAUUCUCUAUCUGAACCAGCAAUAGCUGAGGAUAUUGGUACAGGUGCGGAUGCAAGUAAUGCGACAAUUGUAAACACAGAACUUGUUUCUGAAGACGAGUUGCCAUUACCAACAAAACCCGAAAUAAAUGACGCAGAAGAGGUCUCUGACGAUGAACUUCCUGCACCUCAACGUGCUGAAUUACCUGCAGAUGCUGAAGUAAUAUCGGAGGAUGAACUACCAACUGCUGCUUCACAAACUGAUAAAAAAUCUCCACCUGUAUCACCCCAAACUCCUGUGAAAGGCAAUGUCCCAGAAUCUACGCCAUCUAAAGAAUCUAUUGGUCAAAAACGUAAAGCUCAUGAUGAGGAAAAAACUGAAGUAAAACAAGAAAAACAACGCAAAUUAGAAGAAUCAAAGAAACGGAGCGAUGAGCAAUACAAUCCUAUGAGUCCAACAUCGGAAAGCAAUGAUGCCAUCCCUGUUGUUACAGAGGAUAGGAAAAUAGCAGAAACAGUUGCAGAAAGUGAACACAAAGAUAGAAAGAAGGAAAAAGCGAAGGAUCGUGAGCGUGAACGUGAGAAAGAUAAAGAAAAGGAGAAGGAUAAAGAAAAGGAACGAAAGCGCUUACCAGACUUAGAUAAAUACUGGCGUGCAGUGAAAGAGGAUCCAGCCGAUUUCACUGGUUGGACAUACUUGUUACAGUAUGUAGAUAAUGAGUCCGAUGCCGAAGCUGCACGUGAGGCUUACGAUGCAUUCCUCUCACACUACCCAUAUUGCUAUGGAUAUUGGCGCAAAUAUGCUGACUACGAGAAACGCAAGGGUAUUAAGGCCAAUUGCAACGCGGUAUUCGAACGUGGUCUCGAAGCGAUCCCACUAUCUGUUGAUCUGUGGAUUCAUUACUUGGCACAUGUGAAGAGCAAUCAUGCCGACGAUGAAGCGUACAUUCGGUCACAAUUCGAACGCGCUGUGGAUGCAUGUGGUUUGGAGUUUCGUUCUGAUAAAUUAUGGGAUGCCUACAUAAAAUGGGAGAGUGAAUAUAAAAAUUAUCAAAAAGUUGUAAAGAUUUACGAUCGUUUAUUAGCCAUUCCAACGCAAGGCUACAGUGGUCAUUUCGAUAAUUUCCAAGAUUUAAUAAAUCAACACUCAAUUACGAGCACCAUAUCCCCCGAAGAACUAUUAAAAAUUCGCACUGAUUUACGUGAUAGCAAUGCAGGGCGUUCCUCAUCCUCUCGUUCGAAGAGUCGUCGUAGCGAAUCUAGAGAUAAAGAAAAGGAAAAGGACCGUGAACACCGCGAUGAAAAGAGAGACGAUGAAUCCGGUAGCAAGUCUCCAAAAGAAGAGGACGCAAAAACGCCAGUAGCUACAAAUAGUGAGCCAUUAGGCGAAGAAUCCGAAACAGGAGCAGUUGCUAGUCAAGUAGAACUCAGCGAUUCGAGUAAUAUCACAGAAGAGGAGGAGACCGCCAUAAAAGACAAAAUUAUAUCAAUUCGACGCAAAUUGCAUAAGAGCACAGUUGCUGCAGUAACCGCUCGCUGGACCUUCGAAGAGGGCAUUAAGCGUCCAUAUUUCCACGUGAAACCGCUUGAACGGUGUCAGCUAAAGAAUUGGAAAGACUAUCUCGAUUUUGAGAUUGAAAAGGGUGAUCGUACACGAAUUUUAGUGCUUUUCGAGCGUUGCCUCAUUGCAUGUGCACUGUACGAUGAAUUUUGGUUGAAAAUGAUACGUUAUCUUGAGACACAAUUGGAUCAGCCUGGUAUUGCGGCCAUUACAAGUGAUGUAUAUAGACGCGCCUGCGAAAUACAUCAUCCUGACAAACCGAGCCUCCAACUAAUGUGGGCGGCAUUUGAAGAGUGCCAAAGUAAUUUCGACCGUGCUGCAACGGUAUUAGAAAAUCUGGAAAAGAAAUGUCCAAACCUGUUACAGGUCGCAUAUCGGCGAAUAAAUGUCGAACGCCGACGUGGCGAUAUGAGUAGAUGCCGUGAACUAUACGAGCAUUAUAUUAAUUCGGCAAAGAAUAAAACCAUUGCCGGCAGUUUAGCUAUUAAAUAUGCACGAUUCUUAAAUAAAAUUUGUGAAGAUCUCGAUGGUGGUUUGCGCGUGCUACGUCAAGCGCUAGACAAAGAUCCGGCCAACACACGGGUCGCUUUGCAAAUGAUAGAUUUGGUUUUGCAGCGACCCAAGGUGGACGAAGAUGAAGUUGUGCUAAUUAUGGAUAAAUUUAUGGCACGUGAAAAUAUGGAUCCUGAGCAAAAAGUGCUUUUUGCGCAACGUAAGGUUGAGUUCUUGGAAGAUUUUGGUAGUACAGCGAAAGGUCUACAAGAUGCACAACGUGCACUGCAGAUCGCGUUGAGCAAGGCAAAUGAAGCGAAGAAGAAACGUGAAUCCAGUCCAUCACGAAAAUCAUCAUCCAACAGCAAAGAUGCAACAAUUUCGAAUGCUGCUAUAACCUCUGCGUACAAUAACGGCACUACUGCUACAGCCUCAAAUUACAAUUACAAUUCAGCAAACUCGGCCUAUUAUGGCCAACAAAAUAGCGGUGCUUACACAGCGCAGCAAUCCUACGAUGGCUACUACAACCACUGGCAGUAUGGCUCCAAUUAUAGCAAUUAUGGACAAUGGAGCGGCUAUGGAAAUUACUAUUAAAAACAGAUGUGGGCGUAGAAAAUAUUCCUUACAACAUUUUAUAUGUUAACGUUCGGCGCGCCGCCUCAUUACCAAAUUGAUUAUUAAUAUUAAAUAAAGAAAUUUAAUAUAAUUUUUAUUAGUUCUAAUGCUAUAAUGAAUCACUAUGUGUACAAUUUUAAAACUUUGUUGACCAAGAAAAAUACAAUAUACAUACGUUUUAUACACAAUUUUCUGGUAUGCAAUGCAUUCAAAUACUUUAUACGCAUAUACUAUCAUACAUACAUACACGUAUGUGAAUGGAAAAAUGUAAGCAGGCUGCUUAUUAAACGGAAAAGUUUUCAAUAAUUUGGCUUACACAAAUGAGAGAAGGGCAUGACGUGUGAUGACUGGGUGUACUUUGAAACAGGAUAUAUAAUUUUAUUAAUGAAUAAUAUUUAAGAAAAAGGAAAAACUUUAACUGGACAAUUGUAAAAUUAGUGAACUUUAUUCAUUAAAUGUGGAUCUUAUUUUUUUUUUUUUAUUAUUUUGUUUUGAUCAUUGUUGUACACACACCCAUGCAUACUCAUUUAAAGGAAUCAAUGAGAAAAUACAUGUGAAAAAUUCUUAUUCAGCACACACUGUUCAAUAGACUACUUACUCAUCUUCAUACAAUUCUGUACUCACCUCACUGUGCUCAGCAUUACACCAAUCUCUAUAUAAUGAGUUUUUUGAUUUGUGAAUAUGGAAAAUAAAAAAUUAAAACAAAUAAAAAA
This is a messenger RNA of Ceratitis capitata (Mediterranean fruit fly), 4130 nucleotides long. RefSeq names its product pre-mRNA-processing factor 39 (gene Prp39). Gene Ontology annotation, cellular component: U2-type prespliceosome; commitment complex; nucleus. Gene Ontology annotation, molecular function: protein binding. The record is from RefSeq and is a predicted model, not a curated record. Gene Ontology annotation, biological process: mRNA 5'-splice site recognition; RNA processing. Lineage: Eukaryota; Metazoa; Arthropoda; Insecta; Diptera; Tephritidae. Bases 43 to 3396 code for a protein of 1117 amino acids. The transcript has 8 exons.